Messenger RNA from Aphis gossypii (cotton aphid), 1111 nucleotides. It is a transcript of the gene Rbm13, whose product is annotated as protein MAK16 homolog. NCBI's taxonomy places the organism in Eukaryota, Metazoa, Arthropoda, Insecta, Hemiptera, Aphididae. Gene Ontology annotation, cellular component: nucleolus; preribosome, large subunit precursor. Gene Ontology annotation, biological process: maturation of LSU-rRNA; maturation of 5.8S rRNA. The transcript is spliced from 8 exons. The record is from RefSeq and is a predicted model, not a curated record. The coding region runs from base 193 to 1041 and encodes 282 amino acids.
UUCGUAUUUACUGUUUGGCAACGACAUUUUUUGGACGUACUUACUUGCGGUCGCGGGCUGCGGCAUAAUAAAUUGUUAUUCGUUGUACAUGUGCGUCCCGGUGUUCCAGGCCGAGCGUAGAACUGCUAACAGAGUACUCCUAGUGCUGAAUUUUACCUGUGGAUGAUCGCAUACAUAUAUUAGCUUACCAAUAUGGAUCAAGACGAUAUUGUUUGGUCUAUUAUAAAAGAUACAUUUUGUUCUUUCAAAAUCAAGACGGACACAUCAAAUUUUUGCCGUAAUGAAUAUAAUUUAUCAGGUUUGUGCAAUCGCACUCACUGUCCAUUGGCUAAUAGCAGAUAUGCUACUGUUAGAGAAGAGAAGGGUAUUAUAUAUCUCUUCUUAAAAACUGCUGAAAGGUCUGUAUAUCCAAAAAGACAGUGGGAAAAGAUAAAAUUAUCAAGAAAUUUUCAAAAAGCUAUACAACAAAUGAAUGAACACAUGUUGUAUUGGCCAGGUCCAUUAAAGUCUAUGUGUAAACAGCGUUUUGUUCGAAUAACUCAAUAUCUAAUUCGAAUGAGAAAACUCAAACUUAAAACUCAGAAAGAAUUAGUUUCAAUGCCAAGAAAAGUUGAAAAACGAGUCAAAAGAAGAGAAUAUAAAGCUGAAAUCGCUGCUCGUCUUGAUAAUGUUAUUGAAAAAGAAUUGGUUGAAAGACUCAAAAAAGGAACAUAUGGUGAUAUGUACAAUAUUAAUCAACAAGCAUUUGAAAAAGCACUUGAAAAAGAAGGAGAAGAAGAUGAAGAUGAAGAUAAUGCUGAUGCUGAUGAAUAUACUGCAGCAGAAGAUGAGUCUGACUUUGGAGAAGAUAAUGAUGAAAUGUUUGAUAGUGAUAUAGAAGAUGGUGAUAAUGUCUCUGAUUAUGUUUGUUCUGACGGUGAAGAAGAAGAAAUGGAAGAUAUUGAGGAUAUUGCCGCUAAGAAAGCCAAAAAAGUUGUUAAACCCAAAGGCAGACCUCAUGUUGAAAUUGAAUACGAAAAUGAAUCAAAUAAAACAAAUUGAGUUUUAAUUGUUAUUUUAACUACAUGUCAUUUGAACUUACAAAUAUAGUUCUUAAUUUUAUUAUUAAAAA